Erpetoichthys calabaricus (reedfish) is the source of this 2586-nucleotide messenger RNA. RefSeq names its product MUS81 structure-specific endonuclease subunit (gene mus81). Gene Ontology annotation, biological process: DNA catabolic process; double-strand break repair via break-induced replication; resolution of meiotic recombination intermediates. Bases 259 to 2160 code for a protein of 633 amino acids. The record is from RefSeq and is a predicted model, not a curated record. Gene Ontology annotation, cellular component: Holliday junction resolvase complex; nucleus. NCBI's taxonomy places the organism in Eukaryota, Metazoa, Chordata, Cladistia, Polypteriformes, Polypteridae. The transcript is spliced from 17 exons. Gene Ontology annotation, molecular function: DNA binding; 3'-flap endonuclease activity; crossover junction DNA endonuclease activity.
GAUGACGUCAAAAGGAUAGAAGAAAAUGGCGGCUAUUUGAAAUUAAUUUGUGUUUUUAUACCACAAUGUCGAGGAAACGAGCGAUUUUUGCAAUGCUUGUUUUUUGGUUAUCAAAGGAUGAAAAAUGGCAACGUUCCAGGAGCCUAAAGAAAAGUUAUUAAGUCAGAACUAAACAUUCAUUAUGUUGAAGAUGCAUGACAUACAGCAAACAUUAUGCUGGUUUUGAAGUAGCAGUGCCCUAGAGUUAUUAAUGGCACAAUGUCAUCCAAAUCGGAACCUGUAAAAUAUGGACGGAAGAAAACGGUACCAGCAUGUCCAAAUCCUCUGUUCCUUAUGUGGUUGACAGAGCUUAGAGAUGCCGCAGCAGAAAAUAAAUCAAAGAUGCAGUAUGUUUAUCAGAAGGCCAUCAGCUCACUAAAAAAAUAUCCACUUCCUCUGAAGAAUGGAAAAGAAGCAAAGAUCCUUCAGAAUUUUGGAGAUGGAAUCUGCAAAAUUUUAGAUGACAAACUGGCCCAGUAUUAUGCAGAAAAUGGUCAGGAUGCUCCAGUUCAUACUGUGAGUGUGGACAACUUAACAGUUGGGCAGGAAAAAUGUAAAAAGAAAAAGAAUCCAGCAAUGGAUACUGCUCCAACAGAUGAAGCAUUAGUCAUGUUGUCCUCUAAUAGCCCAGAAGAAGACGGUCCUUCUCCUUCUAAGAAAAAAUUUCUUUGUAAAAGCAGAAAAGGCAGGCCCUAUGUUCCCCAGAAACGUUCUGGAGGCUAUGCUGUUUUACUGGCUCUUUAUCAGGACUUUCAGAAAGUUGGUAGCAAAGGAUUUCUUACCAAGGCAGAGCUCCAAAGGGAAGCCCAACCUCUGUGUGAUAAAUCCUUCACUGUGCCUGAGCUUGGCACUAGGUAUACAGCCUGGUCUUCAGUCAGUACACUAAUCCAGAAGGACUUUGUCCUGAAGACUAAUAACCCAGCAAGAUACUCUCUGACAAAGAAUGGCCUGGAGCUAGCUAGAAAACUGCUGACGAAUGAGGAAAAUACAAGUAAUGUCAACAUCCUCGAAUCUUCACAAAAGAAUGAGAGUGAACAAAUUGAAACUGUAGAUCUUGCAGAGGAAGAAGAAACUGAUGAAGUAAAUAUAAUAAGCAGAGCUUUAACAGGUGAAGGCACUGAAUAUGGGCAGAGUAGUGAUCUAAGAGGGAUGAGCAAUCUGUGCACCACUCAAGAUGGAAUUCCAACUUUGCGAACUUUGAAUGUACCUCAUGUUCAUGUACCCGAGUUUACUUUGAAACCUGGAUGUUUUGACAUUAUUCUCUGUGUGGAUUUCGUUGAAACCACUGGAGGAUCCAGUGCAAGGAAACAAGAGUUGGUGACAGAGCUGAAGAGAAAUGGUGUGAAUUUUGAUGUAAGGAAGCUGCAUGUUGGAGACUUUUUGUGGGUUGCACGGGAGAAAGUGAAUUUUGUGCCUGGUCAGUUGCGUGCCCCCCAGCCCCGUGAACUAGUCCUUGAUUAUAUUGUUGAACGCAAGCGAAUGGAUGACUUAUGUGGAAGUAUCAUUGAUGGGCGCUUUCGUGAACAGAAGUUUAGGCUGAAGAGAUGUGGGUUAAAGAAACCAAUCUAUCUGGUUGAAGACUGUGGCUCUGCACAGCACCUCAGUGUGCCUGAAAGUACAUUACAGCAGGCAAUAGUGAACACACAGGUUGUUGAUAAUUUUUUCAUUAAACAAACUAAGGAUGUCAGAGAGUCUGCAGCUUAUCUGACAAUUAUGACCAGAUACCUUCAAAGCUUGUAUAUGAACAAGACUCUCAUGAGCUGCUUCAAGGAAGAGUUGAAGUGUGAGCAGAUCUUUCCUCCUUCAAGCCAAUCUUGUAUCUUCAUGACAUUCAUGGAAUUUAAUGAAGGAGCUAUGAAGAACAAGGCACAGACUGUGAAGGAGGUAUUUGCUCGUCAACUUAUGCAGAUCAGUGGGAUUUCGGGAGAUAAAGCAGUUGCAAUUUUGAAUAAUUACAGUACUCCAUCCAGGCUUCUUGAAGCCUACAAAGAGUGUGCCACUGAGCAAGCUCAAGAAAAACUCCUUUCUGGUAUCAAAUAUGGCAAACUUCAAAGGAAUAUUGGACCAGCACUUAGCAAGACCAUAUCACAGCUAUACUGCACAAUGGGACCUCUGUCUUAAAUUGUGCUACAUAUUUCAAAUAAGCAGAAGAAAUAAACAAAACCUCCACAAAAAUCUCAAAAUGGAAUCUGUUGUUUGGAAAAUACUGUUUCAGGAUUUUAUUGCAAGCACUGUAGCCCAGAAAGUGUUCAUUAAGGAUUUUUUCUCCCAUUACAAAAAUGUCCACGGUGCUGUUCAUCCCUUUUGUCCUUUUGUUCACUUCACACUUUGAAAUGUUGCACCAGGGGACAGGAGGCUGUCUUUGCUGUAAGGAUUGUUGUUUUUGGGGGUGGGGGGCCUAUUAAAAAGUGAACUCACCCAAGUAAAACUAUUUUGUAUUAUGUACCUGAAAAGAAGUGAAUUUGUCUUGAAUUGAAGAGUGUAAAUUAGAUGUAAUUACUGCCUUUUAAAACAGAUUUUUCUAAUAAAAAUAUGUUUUCUUUUUUU